This is a messenger RNA of Staurois parvus, 264 nucleotides long. Lineage: Eukaryota; Metazoa; Chordata; Amphibia; Anura; Ranidae. The record is from the annotation of a GenBank genome assembly.
AAUCACUUCUGGGUUCUUUAUUUUUUCUUAAACAGGCCAAAAACCACAGAAAAUUUUGAAAAAAAAAAAACCAAAAAAAAACGUUUUUUCUUAGUUUUUGUUAUAAAAUUUUGUAAAUAAGUGAUUUUUCUCCUUCACUGAUGUGUGCUAAUGAGGCUGCACUGAUGGGCACUGAUCGGCUGUACUGAUGGACACCGAUGAGGAGGCACUGAUGGGCACUGAAAUGUGGCACUGGCAUGUGGCAUGGAUGAGCACAGAUGGACA